UACGUGUCCACGCUGGCGAAAGCCCCAAGCGGCCGAGCAGAGGAACAAAGGCGCGUCUCGCCAUUGGCUGAAGGGUGCUGCGCUCUGGCGUCUUCAGGUCCGCAGAAACGAACCCACUAUUCAUAUGCAAAUAAGACCCUAUAAAUACCCGAAACGACAUUCCGUUGGCAACUCCAGUGCUACUCAGGCCUAUCAGUUGGAAGGUUGGAUUAUUUGCUUGUGUUGUGUCCGCCUGCCAGCUGCUUCUCUCAGGCGGCCACGCGUAACUGUGGAUUACAGUAUUUCGGGAGGGGGGGCGGCCGAAACAACAUGGCUCCUGUAUCAAAGCCCAACAAAACAGGAACUAGCCGUGAGGAAGACGAAUACUUUGGGAUUAAAGGAGACAGAAAGGCCAGGAAACCUUUAGUGGAGAAAAAGAGACGUGCACGCAUAAAUGAAAGUUUACAAGAGCUGCGGGGUCUUCUGUCAGACGCAGAAUUUCAUACUAAAAUGGAGAAUGCUGAAGUUCUAGAAAUGACCGUAAAGCGAGUGGAAAAUAUCCUUCGGAAUCGAGCUCUCGAAACAGACACCAUAAAUCGGGAAGCAAGCGAGAGGUUCGCUGCAGGUUACAUCCAGUGCAUGCACGAGGUACACAUGUUCGUGUCGAACUGCCCGGGAAUCGACGCAACGGUAGCUGCCGAGUUGUUGAACCACCUUUUGGAGUCUAUGCCUCUGAGUGAAAAUCAUUUCCAGGACAUGCUUGUGGAUUUAAUGUCGGAGCCCAACAAUAAUAACAGCAGCACUUGGCCUACGAGCGGACCUUCCUCGGUGCCCUCGCCUGCCCCGUCCACCACGUCCAGCGAGGAUCUCUGCUCGGAUCUGUGCUCGGAUCUGGACGAGACUGACACCGAGCAGAGCCACAUUUCAGCCGACACACUUGGUACCCCCGGAGCCCAGAAUGUGCCCAACGCUGCUGCCUAUGCCAAAUCCAUGUGGAGGCCUUGGUGAAGCUGACACCCAAAAAGGGACCGGCAGGGCCUUUCAAGUAAACCUACCUAGUAGAAGGAUUAACAUCUGUGGACGGACGGACUUUUGUGGGGGAAUAAUGGACAGCCUCAUACAAAAUGUACAUGUCUUCAUUGGGACAGUUAGUCGGUGGACUUGGGAGCUUGAAUGCUUUGGCACUGUUGCACUGUCAGCCUGCUGACAGGAUACUACUGACCCUUGUGUACAGUACAUAUCUGCAUCUUGCUCACUGCUUUCACUGAACACAGAAAGUUCCCAGAGAAACCCAUGUCAUUGAACAAGGACAUCCUAGCAAAGCUCUUUUGGAAAGCACAGCUUAUCUGUAGUCAUCAUGUUUUGCACCUUUAUUGUAACAGACUCUGGAUGUCCCAGUUUAGAACAUUUAAAAUAAGUGAGUGUGUUACAUUAAUAAAGGAUGCACGCUCAUUGUUUUAAGCUAGGUGUGUGUGCCUGUAUAGUUAUGCAAUUUGUUUCUAGCUGUAUGUCUUCUCCUUAUUCCUUAAAGGGAUAGAUGUGGUUAGUAGUGUAUUUGUUAGCUAUAUGUUCUACCUUCAGUGAAGGAGGAUUUAAAAAGUAAAAAUAUAGAUGUAAAAUUGCAUAAUACUGGUAGCAGGGUACCUUUAGCUGAACGUGCAUAUUGUAAUGCACAAGUGAAGAGACUGUUAGCACAUUAAUCUAUAUGUAUAUUAGUUACUGUAAACCUUUCCUUUUUUUUUUUUUUUUUUUGAACAUAUGAAUUAUUGAAGAUAAUGCUUUGUGCUGCAUUAAUGACACUUUAGAUGCUUUUUAAAAAAAAUCUUUUAUCUGCUACAUGAAAAUUGUCUUGUUCAUCUGUGAAUAAAUUAACUUCUGGUGUAUGAUAUUAAGACACUAUUCCACAAAUCUGAUGUACUGUAUCAACUGCUACCUUUUGAGCACCAGAUAUUAAAAGAGUUAAAUUAAUGUUUUCUUAAAAUAUU
This is a messenger RNA of Polypterus senegalus (gray bichir), 1964 nucleotides long. Its product is annotated as transcription cofactor HES-6-like. Gene Ontology annotation, molecular function: RNA polymerase II cis-regulatory region sequence-specific DNA binding; protein dimerization activity; DNA-binding transcription factor activity, RNA polymerase II-specific. Gene Ontology annotation, cellular component: nucleus. Lineage: Eukaryota; Metazoa; Chordata; Cladistia; Polypteriformes; Polypteridae. Gene Ontology annotation, biological process: regulation of neurogenesis; anterior/posterior pattern specification; regulation of transcription by RNA polymerase II. The coding region runs from base 310 to 987 and encodes 225 amino acids. The record is from RefSeq and is a predicted model, not a curated record. The transcript has 4 exons.